AUGGAUUCUCCUCCACUCUUUCGAUUUGUUAGCGAUCCAGCUGAUGGAUCUGGUACCAGAAUAUUCAAUAACUUGAGAAUUCCGAACCAACUAAACGGGGGUGAUGGAUCUAACGAGCAACAACUUCCGGUCCCGAGUCGGGGAGGGGAUUACCGCUCGGUCGUGAGCAACAGUCAUCCUCCAGUAGAGAUAGGGCCACACAGAGAUUUACCAGCAAGAGUACCCAGUCAAGAACGCUCAACACCACUUAUAUACACGCCAAUGUCCGAUACAGAAAGUGGGAGGAGUACUAUUGAACAGUCCGCAAACAGUUCACGACAGCCCAGGAAGAUACCGAGCAGAAGAGAACCCUCCUCUGCGUAUCAAGGAUCGAUAUAUGUUCCGACUACUCAUAAUCGAAAGAAGUCUACAUAUAGUAUUUACACGGAUUCUGAGUCAGGCAACGACGAUUACACGGCCUCGGAAAUCCAACGCUUGGAAGGACAGAUCCAAGACCUAGAAGCAAAACUCCGGCAAAAAAACUCGAGCGCAAGGCAACCACCGCAAUCGGAGCCUUCGAGGUAUCAGACACUAUAUCGUGUGGGCUACGAGGUCCGCCCGAAUGUACAUGGAACGUCCAGCGACGAAUACUCGUCCCCUUCAGACAGCGAUGAGCCGUAUCGACGAGGCAAUAAUUGGUACAUGUACCCUGAAGCACCAAGAAGGGACAGAAGAAACCUUAAAAUCUUUACAGAUCCACCGGUACUGACGCAUGACCGAUGGGGGAAAGCAUCUCUACGCAGUAGUCGGCGAGUGGAUAGCUUGAAGUCUUUCCUUAAAUCAAAUCCCGACAUCUCCUUUGUGGUCUUUCAUGACUACAAUAUCGUUCCAGAACCAGGCCUUGAUCUGCCCGAGUCAAGUCCAGGCGAGGUCAUGGGCGAUAGAGAGUCCAAUCAGCCGACACCACGUGCUAGAAGCAUAUAUCCAGUGUCAAAGGAGUUGAAAAAGGCCCUAGAAUUGAUACUCGAGAACAGGCAAGAGUAUAGUAGCAUGUUCAGCCAAUAUUGGAACACAAACGAACUUUCUGCACCUUACCUGUUCAUCUACCAUAGCCGGCAGGAGAUACCCAAGAUCAAAGAGGAGCUUUCAAAGCCGGCUCAAGAUCAGCUUGAUAAUUUCCUGGAGUAUGUGAUGAAAGAGUUUGGCGAGGAGUACGAUACAGUCGAUUCUCUUCUAAAGCGCAAUGAGAUUUUGCCCCAGUAUUUUCAUUAUCUUGUCAAAAGGGGCGAUAUUCUGGUCGAAAACAGGAACGGUGAGUACACAGGGUACAAGGCUGAGUCGUGGCCAACCGAAAGUAUACGGCGAACACCAAACUCGUCAAUUUUGAUCAAAUAUGGCAUGCCAGGAAAUGAAUAUGAGUCGCCAAACGAAUCUGGUGUUACUCAUCAGUGGACUCUAACCGGAUUUACUUGGGGAUUCGAUGGUAGCUUUUUUGGGAGAUGGAAGCAACUCAAAAUUGAGAUGGGCCAGGAUGAAUCCUCAUUAUCAAACGAGAGUGGAGUAGUAAGAAACGAGACAAAUACGGCGCAAUUGAAAGGCCAACCUAUUGCGAAUCUGGCCGUUUUUCCUCUUCGUUACGCCCCGGAUCAUAUACAAAAGAUACUUCACCAUCGAGGAGAUGUCUUAUGGAAAUGUCGUGUGCGGCAGUUGGUCUCUUAUAAGGUCAAUGAACAAGAUUCAAUUGGUAAUGGGAUGGAAGGACAUUACAUGAUUGACAUGAAAACAUACCAAAGUCUUCACCGCAAGGACAAAACGCCUGACAAUACACUGCCAGUGUUUCCUCGGUACCCUUCGCCUCCGAAAAAGCUACUAAGCAAGGCCAAGAUGGCCCGGAUUGACCCUCCUGGAGACGAUUUUAAAGUUCUCAUGCCUCCGAAAAUCAAAGGGUACAACUUCUGUCGGAAGCAAUGGCAUGACCUAAAAGUCGACCAGAUCUCAGAUGUAGUCUGGCAAGGAGAUGUAUUUCGCACUCUAGAAAUAGACUACGAGGCAAAAGACCUCCUUCAAGCGCUAGUCAUGACUCAUGUGGAGAUGGAAAAUUCAGCUGAUUGUACUGCUGGGAAAGGCAGUGGUCUCACUAUCUUGCUCCACGGUGGUCCCGGAACAGGCAAAACACACACAGCGGAGAGUGUUGCUGAGAUUGCAAAGAAGCCACUGUACAGAGUUGCCUGCGGCGACUUGGGGACCAGGGAAGAUGUAGUAGAGCAAUACCUUGAGUCUGCGUUGCAUUUGGCGCGCCUUUGGGGUUGUGUCGUACUUCUUGACGAGGCCGAUGUCUUCCUCGAACAACUAAGCUUGGGAGACCGGGAGCGCAAUGAAUUGGCAGCUGUCUUCUUGCGUAUGCUAAAGGCCUACGAUGGCAUCGUGAUUCUCACGACCACUCGCGCCAGCAAAUUUAACGAGGCAUUCCGAUCUGAGAUCCAACUUGCACUUCACUUUCCAGCCUUGAAUGCGUACCAAAGAUCCAUGAUCUGGCGGAAUCUUAUUAAACAGCUAGAGUCUCAGAGAAUAGACGCCUCGGAACUUUGGGACCAUGCAGAGAUCUUGGGAAAAGAAAAUCUGAAUGGGAGGCAAAUCAAACAGAUCCUUACUAAUGCCUGUCUUUAUGCAAGAUGGAAGAAAAUGCCGCUCACUUUCUAUCGUAUCAAGGAUGUGAUUGAGGUGUCAGGACGGCUCGAUAGUUUUCUCGAAAACGGGGACGGUGGCGAACUGCAGGACGAGUUGGCUUCUGGUGAAUGGAUUUUCUAA
Messenger RNA from Talaromyces marneffei, 2787 nucleotides. RefSeq lists its product as uncharacterized. Gene Ontology annotation, molecular function: ATP hydrolysis activity; ATP binding. Lineage: Eukaryota; Fungi; Ascomycota; Eurotiomycetes; Eurotiales; Trichocomaceae. The coding region runs from base 1 to 2787 and encodes 928 amino acids. The transcript has 2 exons. The record is from RefSeq and is a predicted model, not a curated record.